CAAAUGGCUGUGUCGAAAACCAUCUCUCUGUUAGCGGUUCUAACUGUCUUGUUAAAAAACGUCCACGGCGCUUCGCUAUGCCCUGCGAAGCAACAAGAUGGCUCCGUUUGCCCGCGUUCAAAACGCAUCAAGAUUCAUUUCAAGCCAUACUAUGAAAUAUUCUUCGAUAAAACGGGCUCUAUGGACAGCCUGUAUCCUAGUAUACUCCGUAAUGCGACCGCGCUGUGUUGUAAUACCAGCAUUCUAGAUUUUAUUCCAGUGAACAGCUCACACAAGGACAUCGAGGAACUGAUCCAAGAUGAGAGCUGCGCGAAAGUGGAGCGAAAUGAUUCCAGUUUGAGUUUCUUCUUCCCAGUCUUUGUUAAAAGCGGAAAGAAGGUUGCUUUUGACGAGGAAUUUCAGUUUCUCCAGCUUGUAAAAUCGCCAGGGCCUGUUAUUAUGAUGUUAACUUCGGAAAAACAGAAGAUGAAAGUCACUGCAUCUGUUGCUGUUCGAGAGUCAUGGCCACUGUUUGUCUUGAUUUUAUGUUUGUCCGCGACUGUUGGCCUCCUUGGUUGGCUUUUGGUAUGUAUAUUCUCAUUAUAUUGCUCGGUUUCACUAAGCGCUAGAUGGUCGUCAGCCUGCUGUUAUCAGAGAGUCUUUUCAUUCCAUGUAGUAAUCUUGUAUUUGGUGGUAGAAUUCCUAAAGAUGUGGUUCCUUUAAGUGUCAACAUUUUCGAAGUUCGCCACCAUUUGCAGCCCCUGUAACGCUGACUGAAACCAACUAAGAAUAUUUUCAAGUAAGAUUAUUGAACGGUAACGAAUUUGUAAUGAACAUAAUGUUUAUUGUGAUUGCAGAAAAGCUAGCACCAGAUAAGAUACUUCAUUUCAAAAGGGUUGCAUUUCUAUAAAUGUCUGGUUAACACGCUAUAUACUCAGGUAAAACUCGCUAAAUUUGAGCUACUUUUUGGACCACAGGUAUCAACCUCAGUCGAUACAGGAAACGAUCUAUUUAUAUAAGUACCUAAACAAACGCUCUCAUUUCUUUUUAAGGAACGAGUGUUUGCUCCGGAUCCGACAAGUAGCUCAGAAUUGGUGAGAUUUAUAAUUGCCUUUAAAAUGUAUUUAACAGACCAGAACAGACAAGCUUUUAUACUGCACUGCAUUAAUUAAGCCGCUGGCGUUGACACUAUCAAAGUUUAUAUUAUCGCAGUAGGAAUUUUGCAUAGGUAAAUUUACCAAUGUAAGCUAGUUCCAACUUCUAAGUUUCGAAGGAUUUGUAAGAAAUGUUUGAGGAAACUGGCUCGUGUUUAAUACCGAGUCAGUUUCCUCGAACAUUUCUUACAAAUCCUUCAAAACUUACAAUUUACCCAUGCAAAAUUCCUAUUGUGAUCACAGAAACUUUGAUAGUAUGACCAACCUUCAGGGGUUCCGCACAGUAUGACUUUGAUUGCUUAUUGUGAUUUCUCGCACGAACCAAAAUCAUGGAGAGGAAUUCACGGCAUGAAAAAGCAAACAGUAAAAAAACAUUGUCUGAACCAUCCAUCAUAUUUUGUCAUUUUGUCAAAAACAUCGGCAUUUUGUUCGAACCGUAUUGUGUCGGUACAGUAUUCGUAGCCAGCUUUUGGUGACAGUUUUAGUUGCGAAAUGUAAUUAAAAUGAUAGACAAUAGACUUCUAAAUUAGUUUUUGUUUGUGGUCUUGCAUGCUUAAAUACAAUAAAAAGCCGCAUUUGGAUAAACAAAGUGUUUUUCCAUUUAGCGUCUAGUUUAUUGAAGCGCCUACAUGAUACUCUUUGUGUCAGGUCGUGUUUUGUUACAGUAAAAAGUUAUUACGGACAAUGAAGACACUCCCAUUAGUUUUGGAGUUCAUUUAGGGCUUUGUAGCAAUUAAACAACACCUCUCAAGUACAACACUAUUACAAAGAAUGAACAUUAUUUUCUCACUCUGGAAACUGCAGGUUUACCACCUUCUGCUGUACGAUAGUGCUUUGUGAAAUUAACCUGUUCCAAUAAUUUUACAUUCCUUUUUAUUCCAGGAUCAUUCCAGCAAUCCCUCACAGUUUUCGUCUUGGUUUUACAAAGGAGCAUGGGAAGGCUUUUGGUGGGCUAUGGUUACUAUAACAACAGUUGGGUGAGUGAUAUGUCAUUGCUCUAUCAGUUCUAAACUGUUCUCUCCAGAGAUCCAGUAAGAGUCAUCUCUUAUUGAUCCAGUGUUACUACAGGAGGAAACCUAAACUAAACUAACUUUAUUUAUACUGGAUAGCUCUAUCAGUUCUAAACUGUUCUUCCUAGAGGUUCAGUAAGGAUCAUCUCUUAUUGAUCUAGUGUUACUACAGGAGGAAACCUAAACUAAACUAACUUUGUUUAUACUGGAUAACUCUAUCAGUUCUAAACUGUUCUUCCUAGAGAUCUAGUAAGGAUCAUCUCUUAUUGAUUUAGUGUUACUAAACUAACUUUAUUUAUACUGGAUAACUCUAUCAGUUGUAAACUGUUCUUCCUAGAGGUCCAGUAAGGGUUAUGUCUUAUUGAUCCAGUGCUACUACAGGAGGAAACCUAAACUAAACUAACUUUCGUUUAGAUACGGUGACAAGGUACCGGUGGCAUUUUUCUCUCGUGUUUUGACGAUACUCUGGUUGUUCUGUGGUGCAAUCAUUCUGUCAUUGUUCACAGCCAAUGUGACUUCUGUCUUAACUUCCAAUCAGAUGGAUAACACGAAGAAUCUUAUUGGUACUAGGGUGAGUUGAAUUUUGAGAAAAGCGUUUGAUCGAGUAGUGAUUAUAACAGUGAUGAUGAUGGUGAUGGUUCUGAUGAUGAUGAUGAUGAUGAUGAUGAUGAUGAUGAUGAUGAUGAUGAUGAUGGUUCUGGUUCUGAUGAUGAUGAUGAUGAUGAUGGUGAUGAUGAUGAUGAUGAUGAUAAUGAUGAUGAUGAUGAUGAUGAUGAUGAUGAUGACAGUUUUCUAUCUCUUUCAGAUUGCAGUAUUAAACAGCAAGCAUUAUUUUGAGUCAAAUUUGAAUAUUGGAGGCACCAUUGAAGGUACAUAUUUACUUCAACAGUGAUAUAUCACUCAGCAGAGAGAGGUAUUAAUCUUCAAAUGUGGUUGUCCAUUUACUUUCAGAAUUUAAUUCUCAAAAUGAGAUGUUUGCUCGGCUUCAAGAUUUGAGCGUGGAUCGUGUUUUGAUUCCAAAUUAUUUCGAUAUUGUUCGUUUGGAAGAAAGCAUGCCAGCGAUGAAGUUCUUCAGUGUUGUAGAUGUGAUCCAUGAGCCAUUCCGUACUGGCCUGGCACUCGUCAACAAACAGAGCACCGAGAACAAAGCUUUUGUUUCAUGCCUUCAAAAGAAAGUCAAGUUAUUUCAUACGGUACGGAAUAUAAGAACUGAUAGAGCUAUCCAGUAUAAAUAAAGUUAGUUUAGUUUAGGUUUCCUCCUGUAGUAACACUGGAUCAAUAAGAGAUGAUUCUUACUGGACCUCUAGGAAUAACAGUUUGGAACUGAUAGAGCUAUCCAGUAUAAAUAAAGUUAGUUUAGUUUAGGUUUCCUCCUGUAGUAACACUGGAUCAAUAAGAGAUAAUCUUUACUGGACCUCUAGGAAGAACAGUUUAGAAUUGAUAGAGCUAUCCAGUAUAAAUAAAGUUAGUUUAGUUUAGGUUUCCUCCUGUAGUAACACUGGAUCAAUACGAGAUGAUUCUUACUGGACCUCUAGGGAGAACAGUUUAGAACUGAUAGAGCUAUCCAGUAUAAAUAAAGUUAGUUUAGUUUAGGUUUCCUCCUGUAGUAACACUGAAUCAAUAAGAGAUGAUCCUUACUGGACGUCAAGGAAGAACAAUUUAGAACUGAUAAGGGUAUUCAGUAUAAAUAAAGUUCGUUUAGUUUAGGUUUUCUCCUGUAGUAACACUCGGUCAAUAAGAGAUGACUCUUACUGGACCUUUAGGAAGAUCAGUUUUGAAGUGAUUGAGCUAUCCAGCGUAAAUGAAGUUAAUUUUUCAAUCGCAGGUUCCGUCAAAAGACGCAAUUACCAACAACCAAGACUCGCUGCACAGAACAUCAAUGCUGUUUGAACACGAUAUCCUAUUGAUAAUCUAUUACAACCUCCUAGCAAUUGCUGUUAUCGCUGGAAUUGGUGUAGUCCUCGAUCUGUUUAGAUGCUUUCGAGCCGGAAAGAAAAGAUUGGAUUCCAAUGACAGAGAAGGUACUAAAAAAGCAGGGACAUUCGCGAAGCCAUCAACAUUGGGGGUGGGGGUGGGGGGGGGGGUGUCGUCAUGUUUUGACCAACAUUUCCUAGGAUUUUGACCAAGUCGUACAAAUUUUCCCCGAAAAUGUUGUCGUCAGGGGAGGUCAAAAUAAUUUUCCGGACUAACAUAAUUAACAUAUAAGCAUAUUCAAUAUUUUUCGACCAAGAUAAGCAAGGCUUCCAAUUUUUUCACCGCAAACAUAACAAAAGCUUUAAAAUUGUUAAAAUUGCGAACCAUUUCAGAACUUUCACUCUCUUUGGGCAACCUCGACCAUCUUUUAUCUCAAACUUUGACCAACUUUUUCCGAGAUUUACCUUCAAUUUUAAGCAAAUAUCAGUUCCAUUUUGACCAACGUUUGAAUUAUUGGGGGGGUGUUACACCCCCCACACACACCCCUAUAGCGACGUCCCUGUAAAAAAGUAGAACCCACAAAGGACCUUGUUCGAAACGUCGGCGAUUUGUCACCACCUACCCUGGCACAAAUCUUUCUACCUAAAGUAGCUCAAAUUGUUUUUCUAACCCAGACACUGUCAGCAUUUUCGGUGGGAGGAAGUACCCGAAGAAAAGCCACAACAUUCGAUAGAGCGUUGACUCACAUAAAUUCUGGUUUCCAUUUGGUCGUAAAGAUUGAGUCACGAUCUUUCUCAUCAGCUGAAAAACAAUAUUUUAGAACUGAUGUUUUUGAUGUUACUGCCAGUGACGAGUGUGUAUCUACAACGGGCAGGCUGAAAAGUUAGCCUAACCACGGUGGGAAUCGAUCCCGCGACCUUUGGGAUACUAGUCCAAUGCUCUGCCAACUGAGCUACGAGGUCAAGUCUGUUCGAGUCUGUGGUACUUCGGAACAGUAAGUCUCGGUACCAAUGUAUUCUAUGAUCUAAUCUGGCAUUUUGCUUUGUUUAGAGACAGAGUUAAGUCCUUUUGAUGAACGGGAAGCAGACGUGUAAUCAUCAGGAAUAUACAGUCGUUGGGUGCAAGUAAGACGGCGCGAGAUACAUCGGGUGAUAGGCCAGCGAGUCAUGUCAUGAAACCUUCCCAAGUCAAAUUCCUGAUCGUGUGUGGAAUGUAGUAUACCUAUUAAUCGUGGACAAAAUAGAUGGGAUAUUGAUGUCGGCCCAACAAAUCGCAGCAUGUAAAUGAACCCGUUAUGUCCAAUAUUGUAACAAGCUAUUGUAACAUAUAGUUAUAGAAAACGCCUCAAAUGGUAUAAAAUGGCUAACACAGUUUGUAAACAGGUUAUAUCAUAUAUAAAUAUAUAUAUUAUGCAUGAA
Paramuricea clavata is the source of this 5475-nucleotide messenger RNA. Lineage: Eukaryota; Metazoa; Cnidaria; Anthozoa; Malacalcyonacea; Plexauridae. The record is from the annotation of a GenBank genome assembly.